AUGCUCGUGGACCUAGAUGCCGCCUUCCUAGAUAACGAGGUCUCGCUGUUGGAAGUGAUCGUGAAGGUGCUGGUCGAGUCUGACCUCGCUUCCGCGGUCGCCCUCAAACGAUGCAACAGCCGCUUCAAGGACCUCGCCACCCCGCUGGUGGCAGACGCCGUGGAAAGGACGGGCAAGAAGUGGCGGGAUGCGGCAGCCAAAAUCGUCAACAGAAGCGCUGCAAAGAUCAUAGGUGGGCUCGAGCGCAACGAGGUGCUGACCUCCUUGGAUCACAUCAACACCGCGAUCCGCGCCAACGCCGCCGGCAUCGGCUUUGCUAUCCCCAUCGACACCGCCGAGAAGGCGACGGGGACGGAUCUCGGCCGAUCUCGGGAAGGGCGGCUCAUCUCGGCGGAUCUCGGCGGAUCUCGGCGGAUCUCGGGCUGUCAGGCGAUGAAGACGCUCUCGGCGGGCGGGAAGAUCUCGCACGCGUACCUCGGCAUCUCGAUGCUGUCUCUCACGCCGGAGGCGGCUCGGCUCAACAACGCCGACCCAAACUCGAACGUGUAUCUGCCCGAGCAACACGGCGCCGACCCCGCCCUCCUCCGCGCUCUGGGGCCCUUCUAG
Molecule: messenger RNA, 606 nt
Organism: Emiliania huxleyi CCMP1516
Lineage: Eukaryota; Haptophyta; Isochrysidales; Noelaerhabdaceae
Exons: 1
Coding region: 1-606 (201 amino acids)
Source: RefSeq, a predicted model, not a curated record